AUGGGAAAACAAGGGCCUUGUUACCACUGUGGUAUCCAUAGUACACCACUUUGGAGAAAUGGACCACCUACGAAACCAGUGUUAUGUAAUGCUUGUGGAUCAAGGUAUAGAAAUAGAGGAAGUCUUGAUAACUAUGCACCUAAACAUGCUCAAACCCAACCGAUUGCUAAGAGACCAAGAAUUAGCUCAAACAAACAUUCAAACCAUAACGGUAACUUAAGAGCAGAACAAUCUGAGGAUCUCUUUACUAAUGAUGGUGUCUGUUAUUCUACUAACUCCGAUGAAUUUACGAGCGAUAAACCUAGCUCCGAUCACUCUCCUGUAUCGAAUCCUCGCCAGAAUAGUUACGAAAAUGUAGAAGAAGGGAAUGUCAAUGAGAUACAAGAUGAAGUCCAAGGAAACUUAUGGAAGUCAUCAAGAAAGAGAUCAUUAGUGGCAUAUCGCAGGCUUACACCAAUUGAGAGACUCCAAAGAGAUCUUUAUAGAAUUUUAAAGAACCAUUCAAUCUUGUCUGAAACUGAAGAAGAUUUGCUUAUCUACAAUGCCAACAAUCCCCAAAUAUGUUGCAAUGAAAUAGGCCUUGGAAGCAUUCUUCUUCAUCAAAAUGCUAUGCCAUUUAAAGACUCAAAAGCUAAUAAUUGCUAUAAAACUGCCAUUGUAGUUAAGUUUGAUGUUUUUGCUAUAAUUACCAUGAAAAUCGAUUAA
This is a messenger RNA of Mercurialis annua (annual mercury), 705 nucleotides long. RefSeq names its product GATA transcription factor 26-like. NCBI's taxonomy places the organism in Eukaryota, Viridiplantae, Streptophyta, Magnoliopsida, Malpighiales, Euphorbiaceae. Gene Ontology annotation, biological process: regulation of DNA-templated transcription. The transcript has 4 exons. The record is from RefSeq and is a predicted model, not a curated record. Bases 1 to 705 code for a protein of 234 amino acids. Gene Ontology annotation, molecular function: zinc ion binding; sequence-specific DNA binding.